Messenger RNA from Musca domestica (house fly), 7195 nucleotides. It is a transcript of the gene mxc, whose product is annotated as serine-rich adhesin for platelets. The record is from RefSeq and is a predicted model, not a curated record. Gene Ontology annotation, molecular function: protein binding. The transcript has 6 exons. Bases 298 to 6543 code for a protein of 2081 amino acids. Lineage: Eukaryota; Metazoa; Arthropoda; Insecta; Diptera; Muscidae.
UUAUUGUGUUUAGCCUAUUGCUAUGCGCAGCAACUGUCAGAACUUGACAUCUGUCACUGUGUAGCAAAAAAGAAGCAGCAUCGAAUAAAGAAAAGAGACGCUAGCAGAAAGGACGCCGAUCAUUUUGCAAAAAAAAAUUGUAUAGUUGCAAGGAAAAAAGUAAUUAUUUUAUAUUGUUAUUGGAAACAAACAAAAAGAUUUGAAACAGUUCCAAUGUACAAUUCAAAUAGAUUUACCACAUAAACCAGGAGUUUGAAAAACAAAUUUUGGUCUCAGUUUUAUCCUGUAGCAAGCAAUAUGGAAACUGUUGUAUUAAGCAGCGAUAUUGCGCGUCUCGUUUUGGAUUAUUUGAAAUCACAAAACCUGAAAAGAGCAACUCACAUAUUUUGCAAAACAUCACCAUAUUUAAAGCAAGAAUUCUCGGCAUUUAAGCAUGGUCUGCAGACACAUUCAUUUUUCCCAGAGCUAGCAGAAAUUAUAUGUGAAUAUGUUAAAAUAUCUCGGAAAGUUGAUCAAGAAAUUCCUAAACUAGGCAAUGAUGUACGCUUUGAAUUUCACCGCUUGAAGCUAUCGGAAAAGGUGUCGUUUCUAUUGGAUCGUACAGUGGAAGUUGAUAACAAAGCGGAAAGUACUUCAACUACAAGUGUUUCGCCCAAUUUACAAACAUCGGCUGGUUCUGCCAAACAAACCGGCAAUAGUAUUAAUUCCGAUAAGGAGAAUAAUGGUAAUGGUAAAAAACGUAAACGUCCACAUGAUCUCAAUCAUUCCUAUAAUGAUAUAUCUGGUGAUACUAAAACAAAGGUUUCACCAUCGUGCCGCACAAGUCAUUGGUCCAAGAAACGACGCAUUCUUGAACCAUAUUGUUUUUUAAGCGCAAAAGCUCUGCAGAGGCAUAGAAUGCGACAUGGUUACCGUUUGUCACCUUGUGCAAUAGGUAGACAAGUUGAUUUUAAAAGUCAAGAAGAUGAAGAUGACGACGACGACGAAUGGUCUAAUUCAAGUACAGAUGCUACAUCUGUAACAGAAGGCGAUACUGAAAAUGGAGAAUGUGAUCAGGAUUGUGCUUAUGAAAAUGAAAAAGAGUUAUUUAAUGGUGAAAAACCAGCCAAAGAAUCCACGCCACGUAACAAGUCCCAGGAUACGGAAAAAAUACGUACUCCAAUAUUACCGGAAAUCUCUCAGGCCAUUCUUGACAAUCCUGAAUUCCAACAGAAAUUGGUAGAAAAUAUCAAUCAAGCACUGAAUAGUUCUGCAACAAAAUUACCUUUAUCAAACUUGGAAGUUAAAGCAUCAGAAGAUCAAACAUCACAAACAAAUAACCAAGGUUGUACUCAAGAGGACCCAACAAUAAGCUCUAGUCAAUUACUUGAUCAAAUGAUCAAAAAUAUACUAGAAGCAACUGAAAAAGACCCAAGUUUUGAUGCUAUCAUACACGAUGUCGUAGAAGCAUCUAAUAAGCCAAUCAGUUUACAAUCAGCUGGAGUACAAUGUAAUAUUGGAACGCCAACGUCAGAUGCGUGUUUACCAGCUAUGGGAGACUGUAAUAAACCAUUGUAUACAUCGACUGAACCACCGCCAUUAGUACCAACACAACCGCAGUCAACACUUAUUGGACAUACUCCAUCACAGCAGCAACAACAGUUACCUCAGGCAAUUGGUGUUAGCCCAAUAGAAAUACCACCUCGCACACCCUUAAUUAUAAGAAAUGCAGUUGCAGCAGCAAAUGUUUCUAGCAUGACUGCGCUAGGAGGCUCUGCCCAGGAUCCCCCUAGUUUGACGGCAAAUAACUCAUUUGGAUCGUUGAUCGAUCCGAAUUUCUCCAUUUCAAAAUUAAUAGUCUUAAAUUCAAAUGACAGUGCUCAGAAACAUCAUCCUGAGGUAUCAAUCGGUAAUAUUACUGCCGAGAGUAUAAUUAAUCAGUUGUCUGCUAGUGGGGGUACGGGAAAUGUUAGCGGCGGCGAUACUGCUGUUGUAACCGAAACUGCAGGUGGCGAUGAGCAGGUAUUUUUUGAUGCUACAACUGGUCAAUUGACGUUCCCUUUAUAUCUAACCAAUGAUGGUCUUUUGGCGAAUUUACCAUUCCUGAUUAAUAAUGAAGUGGUAACACAACAAUUGCAAACAACCAAUAUAAGUAAUAUGGAUGCCUCACGUAUAGAAAUUCCACUGCCAGAACCAAUUGUUGUUACAGCCGAUCAAUUUCCCCGUAAUUCGCUCAUAAUUGGUAGUAUUAAAAAGUCAAAUCAAUUAGAAAACUCAAAUGUUCAGCAAAAGACGGUGGAGAAGCCGCCGAACGUUGAAAUACUUACAUGCAACACAGGACCUCCAGGAUCUUUGGAUACUCGUCUAUCGGAAAAAGCUACUCCAUCGACAAGUGGUAUUGUAAAUACCAAAGCAUAUCGGAGUCUUUCGACACCACGAAAGCGUGCCUCACAUGUAAGAACAUUAACCUUCUCACCUAGAGGACCACAAUUUUCGUCGGGGACACCAUUGUCAACCAGACGGGAAGCUUUCAAUCGAAUGCAAAGAAACGCUCUGGCGAAGACCGGCAAUGAAGUGGCAAACCCAGCUCAUCCAUUACAACAAACAAACAAUGAAGAUGUAAAAUGUGCAAAUUCUGAAAAACCCAUUAUAAAAAAUGUUGAAAUUUUGAAAGGCACAACGGCAAAUGAUUCUUCCUCUUCUUCGGUUAAUGAGAGUACCACUCAUAUACCACCGCUUUUUGUGGCCGAGGAAUGUAGUAACCAAACAGUUAUUAACAAAUAUGGCUCAGCGGCAAAAUCUGCUGCUGAACAAAUAAAACCGAACAGCAAUGUUUCGGAUUUAUCAAAAUCUCACAAUUCGACUGCAUCUGUUGAGAAUACACCCAAACGAAAGCAACAGAGAAAAGUUGCAGUGCGUUCCUGCAAGCGACAGUUGUCCAAAUCUCAGAACGAGGAAGAGCUACAGGUCGACAAGGCGGAAAAAGAGAAUGAAGUAAAAAUACCACCACCCGGUACUGAGGAAUACAAGAAAUAUAUGAUGGAGGAGUGGAAUAGAAUAAAGAAUUCAUCCAACACCGACCUUGAUGUACGUUUGAGGGAAUUAAACUCAAAAAUGACCGUUUUGAAACCCGUGAAAAAGGUCAACACAAAGAAACGGGUAAGACGCAAAAAGCCCGCUGCCAUAAAACGAAAGGAAAAAGAAAUGGCCGAAGUUGCAGAAGAACUUGAAAUUUCCAAAGAACGUCUAAACGAGUCUCAGGAAAGUGAAACUUUUCCUCAAGCAACACAAAACGAUGCCAUAGGCCAAGUGAAAUCUGUAAAGCAAGUGCCUGGAGAAAGUCAAAAUGUUGAUAAUGCCUGUCCGAAGAAAAAAUCCAAAGAAUUUGUUAUACAAAUAUCAACGCCACAAAAAGUUGAAACUAUUGCUUUAGCGGCAGAUUGUGCGACUCAAGACAAAACCAAAGCCGAAGAAGGGAAAUGCAAUGCAAAAUCAACUAAAGACUCUCUACAAAUGAAGCCUGUAAAUACCGAAGAAUCUCACCCAUCGAAUUCAGAACAUAAUAGACAGUCAGGGGGUUCUUCACAGCCACAGGAAAAAUCAAGUGAGUCAGUAUUUCAUGCACCCUCUGGUCAUGCUCCACACAUCCACCACCAUCAUCAGCAGCAUCCAUCUGUAGCUGCUCCACCACCACAUAUUAAUGAGGCUUUGGAGAGGGAAAAACGGACAUGCAACAUAGCCCUACUUUUGGAGACACCCUACAAAGAUCCAAAUGCUUCAAAUAUCUCAUCCACCUUUUUGCCACCAACACCAGGCAUAUUUGCGCCGUCAUUGGAAACACCUGCCGGCAAAAAUAGAAAUCCGCACGAUGAUAUGCAGGCUUCGACUUCGUUCCUAUUCGGUUCCCUCACAAAAAGUGAACUUGAUACACCAAUGUUGAGUGCUUUAACUCCGGGAUUCCGUUUUACUCCCUUCGGCAUAAAAGAUGCAGCAACGCCGCGUAGUGUAACUGGCACCGAAUACUCUUCAGGUGGUGGUUCCUAUUACAAGCCGGAUGAAAGUGAAGAUCUUGAUAGAAAUAUUGAUAAAAUUCUUAGAGAUUCGGCACAAAAGAAUCAACAGCAAGAGCGAAAUGAGGAAACAGAUCGAACAGAAGAUGACGAAGAAGAAGGUGAGGUAAGAUCUCCGAAAACACCCGACAAUAAAGAGCAUGAAGGAAACACCAAUGCCGUGGAAGUUGAAAUACCUGUAGAAACAUUAAAGGUUGAACCAAUUGUUCUAAAGCGGGUCAAAUCAUUCGGUACUGAGGCUGUCGACAGCAUGGAAACAGCUAAAAUAGAUCCCCAUUAUACUCUAGCCUCUGGUUUACCGGAAAUAAGUGCAGCUGAAGAAUCUUCAUCUUCCUCAUCGUCCUCGUCAUCUUCAUCCUCAUCCGGGUCAUCUUCCUCGUCCUCUUCUUCGUCGGAUUCAAAUACCUCUGCAAAAUCUAAAACUGUUGUUGAGAUAAAAACCACUCAAACCCUAUUGGACUUGGAAAACCUCUCAGAAAUAUCCAGCACGGAGGAUGAAGAAUGGAAAAAGAUAGUCACAGAAAAAGAUGAGAACUCACAAUUGGUAAACAUCGAUGGCGAAGUUCGUUAUCCGGUGCGGAGUUGGUUAACACCAAUAAAAGAGAAUAUUCCUACCGAAAAUACCACUGUUGUGUCGUCCACACAGGCUUCGGUUGUGACUGCCACCACUACGUCAACCAUAAAGGUAACAUUACCUUUGAAAUCGGCAGAAAAACGGAAUAGACAAAUUAAGGAACUUGAAUUGAAAAGAGAACGAAUGAAGGAGAAAUUGAAGAGAGAUGCCUCGACGGUUGCUACUCACGAGAAAAUAACGUCAACUGCAACAACAGCUCCAAAUAUAUCAGCAGCAUUAGCAGCCACACGUUUAAUGCAUGCCAUGCGCGACAAUGGUAAAAAACCUGCCUGUUUUGAGGUGCCACAAGCGUCGGCCGAUGAAAAACGUUCUAUAGACGUUCUCACCGCUUUACAUUUGUCCGCCAAAAAACAACUUCCAAAAACUCCAGAAACUAACAAGCCAAAAGGAAAAUCCAAAAUAGAUCUUUCGCCAGCUCUAGAAGAUGCGAAUACAUCGAGAACUCCAGAAAAUAAGGAAAACCCCCGAAUGAAUAUUUCGUCGGCCAACAACAAGACUUCACAAAGGAAAUGUUUGCCGAUAGAGGCGCGGCCGGUUGCCAAAACCAUACGCAAGGCGAAUAAGAAAAUUGUGCGAACACCGUUGGCAUUUAAGACCAUCCAAUCACCGGGCAAAAUCAAUUCCCACAGCACAACAACAACGCUGGCAGAAUUGGCAAAUAAAUCGAAGGAUAAUAUGUUGUCGCCAAUCGUGUCCAACGUAAGAGUAUCACCACGUCUAAUAAAACCCAACAAAAAAACCAACAAAGCCAAAAAUGCAUCAGAGUCGACAACAGCCAAAACCAAAGCAAGUCCAAAAACCACUAAGGCGGCGAAAGCUGCAGCAGCAAAACCAAAGGCUCCACGUGCAACAAACAAAAAGAAGCCAGCCACAACGAGGGCCAGUAAAAAGAAAAUGGAUUUAGACGAUCGUCGCGAUGGAGAACUGGACGAGCGAACUAAAGAAGAAGAAGAACAAGCCACUUUGGAAGAGCCACCACCAAUUCAACCAAAAUUGAAUGUGAAACCGAAAAUUCCUUUUAAGCCGGCAAAAGUCACUGCAAAAACAAAAGCCCAUCACAAUGAUUUGGUGGCGGAAGUCGUCGAACACAGGGAUAAAGCAACUCCUCAAGAAAAUGUCGAUGUACUGCGCCUAGAAAAUGCCGAAGCAUUAAAAGUGGAACAGGAGGCAGCAAUUAAAUCCAUACAAAAUGAGUUGACUAACAAACCACUGCCGACACCAGAAGAAACAAAUGAGCCCAUAUCUGAAGAAGAUGCCAUAGAUGACUGCGAAAUGGUCACAUACAAUGAAAGCGAUCCCAAACAUUUUAUACACUGCACGUAUCAGGGUCCAGAUGAGCCACCUCCAAGUCCGGUAAAGAGGCAUGACCUGUCAAAUUAUAGAAUGGUAGUUUCAUUGGAUGAUGAUGAGCAGCAUGUCUGGAGUAUCUCUGAAGGUGUUUGUUUAUUUACAUGUCCGCCGGCAGUGGCAAAUCCCACAUCGGCGGUGAAAACAGAACAACAGCAACCAAGUAAAAUACGUACAGUUCCGAAAAAACGUAAAGUACGUGUAACACAAGGUGUGGAUGACAAAACGGCAGCGCCGGUGGUAAAUACAAAAAUUGCUGCUGUCUCCUUAAAGGCUUUCACAUCGGCCGCAACACCGGGAGCUACAUCAACACCGGUUAUUCAGGGUGGUGCUGGGAUAUCACGAACCGAGAUGGCUGCAACACGAGAAGAAGCAGCUAAAACCAAAACGACGACAGCAAACAAACCUGAAAAACAAAAUCAACCACCUCCAAAUGAAGAAGAAUGUCAUGUGAAUCAAAAAAUUCAAAUCGAAGAUAUAGAGUCUAUAUUGUCGCAUUUACAUGGCACUUAGGAUGAUCUUGUAUUCAUUGCUGAAACAUAAUCAAGAUUGAAUGGGGUGCAAUGUUUUUUUAAAAACGAAAUAAAUAUUUCUUUUUUACAAAGAAUAUUCAAACGAGGCAACACUGUAUUCAAAAAACUCUCUAGUUCUAAGUACAUAAGUUAUAUGUAAAUUUUAUAACAUAAAUUAUAAAUUCUACUGUAGUUAUUAUUUUACUAUAAUUAUUAUUAUUAAUGAAUUGCUUUCGUUUUCUGUUAUGGAAACCGAAUUAUUUUAUUAUUUUUUAUCGAAACUAAAGAUUUAUGAAAUACCCUUAAUAUGGCAAAUGGUCAAAAAUCUUUUCAUUUCUUUGUUGAGUACUAAUUGCUUGAAAUAUUAUAGACCAACAAUCGUUUUGUUUUACAAAAAAAUAUAUCUAUUCAUCAAUCAUUUUGCUACAACCAACACCACAAAUAUCGAAUUCUCCUACCCACUGUUAUGUUUUUUUAUAACUUUACGCUUAAAACAAAAAAUCAAAUUGAUUUUACAAAAUGUAAAAUUGCGUUGAUAUUAGUUAUGCUUAAAUUUUGUCUCUUUUUAUCGUUAUCAAAAUAACUAUGUAAAUUUAUUGUAUAAAAUCUUUUAUAAUAAAAAUCCAUCCUGUAGACUGGAAUUCAAAUUAAAA